Choloepus didactylus (southern two-toed sloth) is the source of this 207-nucleotide messenger RNA. RefSeq names its product 40S ribosomal protein S21-like. The record is from RefSeq and is a predicted model, not a curated record. Gene Ontology annotation, biological process: endonucleolytic cleavage to generate mature 3'-end of SSU-rRNA from (SSU-rRNA, 5.8S rRNA, LSU-rRNA); translation; endonucleolytic cleavage in ITS1 to separate SSU-rRNA from 5.8S rRNA and LSU-rRNA from tricistronic rRNA transcript (SSU-rRNA, 5.8S rRNA, LSU-rRNA). Gene Ontology annotation, cellular component: cytosolic small ribosomal subunit; ribosome. The coding region runs from base 1 to 207 and encodes 68 amino acids. Lineage: Eukaryota; Metazoa; Chordata; Mammalia; Pilosa; Megalonychidae. The transcript has a single exon. Gene Ontology annotation, molecular function: structural constituent of ribosome.
AUGAUGCCAAGUGAGUUGGUGGACCUGUAUGUGCCUUGGAAGUGCUCCGCCAGCCACAGCAUCAUCCGUGCCAAGAACCAUGUGUCCAUCCAGGUGAAUGUGGUGGAGGUGGACAAGGUCACAGGCAUGUUCAACAGUCAGUUUAAAACCUACGCCAUCUGUGGGGCCAUUCACAGGAUGGGUGAGUCAGAUGAUUCUAUUCUCUGA